Messenger RNA from Malus domestica (apple), 1363 nucleotides. RefSeq lists its product as uncharacterized. The record is from RefSeq and is a predicted model, not a curated record. NCBI's taxonomy places the organism in Eukaryota, Viridiplantae, Streptophyta, Magnoliopsida, Rosales, Rosaceae.
UUGGUUGCCAAGAAAAUGACAAAUACAACAAAAGAAUAAAAGGGUGAGUGAUGAUAACCCCCAGCACCCACCCACCUGGCAAUCCCUGCUUCAAACACACUACUACAACAACCCUACCCCUCACACGAUCCCCAUUUUCUUUCUUCUUCCAUCACUUUCCUUCCCUUUCCUCUCUAAUUUUCUAAGGAAACAAAACACCAUGCUUGAUCCCAACACAAACCCACAUGAACACCCAUUCCUCUUCAACAGUCGCGCCGACGACGACGAAAUUAAAAGUGACACAACAACAAACUACGAUUCUUGGCAUUCCGUAAAUUACGCUUCCCGGGCUCCUCAGAAAACUACUAAAAAAUAUGGAAACCACAGCAUGGGAGGCCGGAUCAACGUCGAUAAUACUACUGCUGCCGGUGACGAGUCUGACUCGCCGCCGUUGCGGAAGACGACGAGCCGCGUGAAGAACUACCGGAGUCUGUCCCCGGCUUCGAAAAAACAAGCAAUCGCCAGAGGACAGAGGGAGCUCAUGGAGAUGGUGAAGAACAUGCCUGAGUCGUGCUACGAGCUUUCGCUGAAAGAUCUCGUUGAGCAUAAGUAUAGGCCAAUGGGUGGCGAAGAAGAAGAAGAUCGAAAUCAAUAUCGAGGUCAAGAGGAAGAAUACGAUGAUAGAAGUACUGAGAAUUUGGUAAGGAGGGGAAAUGGAAACGGAAACGAAAACGAAAUGAAGAAAAAUGGUGAGAGGAAGAAACUGGUGAUGAGGAGUGGGAGUAUAGAUAGUGGGGGGUUUCUUUUGAAGAUGGUUUUGCCAAUUUCUUUGGGGGGUAAGAAGAAGAAUAAUAAGAGCGUUAAGGAGAAGGGUGAGUGUUUGGUGGUGGAUGCAAAUGGCAAUAAUAUGAGUGCAAAGGUGUCUCCAAAGCCUCAGGGGUUGGAUGGAUCUGUGAAGGUAGUGGGUGGGGAUAAUGAAUGGUGGAAGAUGAAGAGAUUUUCUGUAUCAGAAAGGAGUGAAAGUGGUGUUUCUAGUAUCAAUAGUGGAAGCAGAAAAAGCAGUGGCAGCGGUAGCAGCAGCAGUUGUAGCAGCAGAAGCAACAGCAGGCGCAAGAGCAGUGGAUGCUGGUCGUUCAUCCUGCUCAAGAAGAACAAGAGGCGGGAUUGAAUGACGAUUUGCACCUUCUAGAUACAAUACAGCAUGGAGAUUAAUAUUAAUUAAGUGUUUGUGUAAUUACGUCUCAAAUAAAAAUAUGCUUUUGAGAUAUUGUAGAAUAUUGCAAAAGAAAAUUGCCGUAGCUUGUGGUGUGUAUAUUUUUGAAGAUUUUGGGAGAGUUGGUAUAUCUUUUCAUUUAAUUAAUGGAACUUAUAAUAAUUUCGUGCC